CGCCAGAGCACACAAUGGUGCAUUGGUCAGGCGAGAUGAAGCACAUCAUAGUUGUGAUCAUUGCCGUGCUGAGUGUCCUGCACAGGGAUGUACUCUGCUCAAAAAACACCGGCUGUCCUCGGCGCUAUCUGAGACGCAUCAACGGAAAGUGUUAUUACUUUUCAGUUAAAAAGCUGAACUGGUUUGGUGCUCUAAACAAUUGCCUACGCAAGGGCCUCACACUGGCCGACCUGAGCAAUCCACGAGAUUUCAACGGUGCUGUUGAAUUUCUAAGCUCCAAAGGCAACACGGAGGACUUUUGGUUUGGUGCCAACGAUCUGCAAACCGAGGGCCGUUUUCAAUAUAUCAGCAAUGGUCGCUUAGUGCGUUACUUCAGCAAUUACAGCCUCGUGGGGGAGUCGGAGCACUCGAAGUGCGAUGAUUGUCUGGAGGUGCGCAUACGCAACAACAUGACAGUGGUGGCCGCCGACAAUUGUCUAGAGAGGCAGUAUUUCAUUUGCUCUGAACGGUACUGCGACUUCGCCGAAGGCACUAAGAAGCGCCAUCACAGUCACGAACACUUACAUCACUUCCAUCACGAUAUUGGCGAGCCCAGCAACGAGGCUGAGGCAGCGGUUGACGUGGAUGGACAGCAACCGGACUUACAAGAGUUGGUAACGGAAAAGCCGGACGGCUCAGAGGAGGGAGUUGAUCCACCAGUGGGAGGUCCGACGAGUGAACCACAACCGGAGUCAAACGAAAAGCCAAGUAAUGGGACAACUAUAGCCGAGCAUAAUAAUGUAGCGACUACAGUUCAUGUGGGAUCUGGAAAGCCACCUGAAGUCACAACUGUGGAUCCGAACAAGCCACCUGAAGUCACAACUGUGGAUCCGAACAAGCCACCUGGAGUCACAGAUGUGGACCCCACCAAGCCACCUGUAGUCACAACUGUGGUUCCGAACAACCCAACUGAAGUCACAACUGUGCAUCCCUAAAAUCCAAGUGCAGAAGAGCAUACGAACGGGCCAGAUACCUAACUGUUGGAGGAUGCCACGGAAUAAUGGAUGUUUCACAAAUGGAAACAAAUUUUAUGCAUUAAUAAACCAAAUAAAUUCAAGAAGAAAAUGCUAUUGAGGGCACUCGGUCAAAGAUA
Drosophila mojavensis is the source of this 1132-nucleotide messenger RNA. RefSeq lists its product as uncharacterized. Lineage: Eukaryota; Metazoa; Arthropoda; Insecta; Diptera; Drosophilidae. The transcript is spliced from 2 exons. The record is from RefSeq and is a predicted model, not a curated record. The coding region runs from base 15 to 974 and encodes 319 amino acids.